Messenger RNA from Fusarium vanettenii 77-13-4, 4371 nucleotides. RefSeq lists its product as uncharacterized. Gene Ontology annotation, molecular function: protein binding. Lineage: Eukaryota; Fungi; Ascomycota; Sordariomycetes; Hypocreales; Nectriaceae. The record is from RefSeq and is a predicted model, not a curated record. Bases 1 to 4371 code for a protein of 1456 amino acids. The transcript has 5 exons.
AUGGCUCCAGAGAAACCCAACCUCCCAGACGACCUCAAGGACGACAAUCGAGAUGUCGCCGACUUGUGGAAAGAUGCUCUCAAGGCAUACAAGGGUAUUGUGGGUUUCGACCUUGAAAAGAAGUUUGACAGUGUGGAUGCCAUGAUUAAACAGGGGACCCAUGAGAUGAAUAAUUUUCACAAGUUUCGACACAAUGAGAAGAAAGUGGACAAGUUGAGGACGCUGUUUGCGACGAAUGUUGACUACAUUGAGAAGGGGGCUCAGCAACUUAUUGCAGCUGCUGUUCCAGCCUUUCCUCCGGCUGCUGCUAUCGGCACAGCCAUUACCUACAUGUUGGGGGCAUGUCGUCAAGUUUCUGCAGAUUACGAUGUUGUUGUUGUGUUCUUUGAGGACAUGAACAGCUUCCUUCAGCGGAUUGUCAUUCUUGAGACCAGACUACCCCAGUACAAGGCGUACCAGAACUGUCUGAUGGAUGUUUUUACGUCUUUUCUCAAGAUGUGUGGUUAUGCGCACAAGUACAUUGAGCUGGGUCGAUUCAAGAAAUGGAUCUCUAAUCUCCUCAAUGGCGAGGAUGGCGAACUUGGAGGCGCUCGAAAAUCGAUGGACAAGAAACUUGCACGCCUCCAAAACGCCACCGAGUUUGCAAUCCUGGGGAAUACCGAAGAGCUUCAGCGGAUGUCCCAGGAGCUCAAGACCAACCAAGAUUCGCACACCGCCAUGCUCCAACAGCAAAUGGAGGUCAUGGGAUCCAUCCGAGACACUACCGAAAACAUCCGCAAUGACAUGGCCAAGCUUCUCAAAGCGUUCAAUGAACAGAAGAAGGAAAAGGGCGGUGAGCGGGGAAGAACGGCGGCUGUUGACCAAAGCAAGCCACCAUCCGCUAAGCGUAUCCGCAACGUUUUGCCUGAAGUUGAGGGUGACGAUCACGAGUAUCACAUCCUGAAGGACACCAUCGUCAAGGAUACUUGUAACUGGGUCUUUAACGAGGCACAGUGGGAAGAAUGGAUGGCCAAGGAAUCACGCUCUCUUCUGGCAAUUACUGGCGAACCUGGCACGGGAAAGAGUCAUAUCGGAGCCACCGUGUACGAAAAGUUCCUCGAGGAGGCCCAAAAGGAUUCAAAGCAUACUUGUGCGGCUCACUUUUACUUUCGAGAGCAGAGCGAGAGCCUUUCAUACUUCAUUUAUGCUCUGAUCACCGUCAUAAACCAGGUUGUCGAGCAGAAUGCACCGAUCUGUGAGCUCAUCAACACAGAGUGGCUCAAAGAUGAGGUUGCGAUUGAUGUUUGGGACUGGGAUGAUCUGAUGCGGAAGCUUUUGGCUCCGGCUUUCAAGAAAGGUUCCAAGAAUCACUUGUACCUCAUGCUUGACGGCAUCGAUGAGCUCGAGGAUAUGGACACGCUCAUUGAGUUUCUGGAGAUUAUUAAGGAGCAAGAGCUGAGGAUCUCUAUUGUCACUACCUCGAGGCCCACUGUCCUACCCAAGCUAUCCGAGGUGGCUUCUGUUCUCAACAUCGAGGUCAACAAGGAGAAGCAGCUGGAUGAUCUCAAGGAACUGGUUUGGAACCGUCUCGACUCUCUGAGUGCUCUGCGCAACUUUGGCCGUUACGUGAAGCAGAGAAUUGCUGACAAGGUUCAAGAGUUUGCACCAAACAUGCUUUACGCUGAGCACAUGUUGCUCCAGUUGAAUGAUCUCGGCCGCGAAGGUGCUGUUCUUCGAAGCCUCGAUAAACCACUUCCAGGGGAUCUUCAUGAUCUUUACGAAGCUCUUCUUACAAAGUGCUACCGCCAUCUUGCAUCAAACCAUGAGUUUCUGGUCAACCGGCUUCUUCACUGGGUUGCCUAUGCUUUCCGUCCAUUGUCUCUCAAUGAGGUUGUGUCUCUGCUGAGCACCUGGGCUGAAGGGGGCGAAUCCGACAUUGAAGAGAUCCCUCGACCCCUGACCAAGUUUAUCCGAGUGGGAGACCCUGGAGCUGAUGCAGAGGCUCGAGCAAAGAUUCAAUCUCAAGGAGGAUGGGGCACUGCUGUGAACCAACUUGAAAAGACUCAGGAUGCUACCCCUGAUGCCAUCUACGACGACGGUACCCUCCCUGUCAAGUUUCACGAGCGUUCAAUGAGAUCCUUCUUCCGUGAGGCACCACGAAAGGAAGAAACGCAACGAUGGAAGCCGUCUGAGGCGCAUAGACAACUGUUUCUUGACUGUGCUAAGAUGGCUCGUAAGGAUAGCACUGUUAUUCCGUCACUCAGACAGUAUGCGACCCGGUAUCUCAUUAGCCACUGGAGGAAUAUCAAGCUCGAAGAGCACUCGGAUGAAGAGCAGGUCGAAGUCAUGGAGGCUUUUGCCCUAGCCCUUCUGAACAAGUACUCGUACUCCACCUUGUUGGAACAGCAAGAGGCUGGAUACAAGGAGAUCUUCCCAGAUGAUGUCUUUGGCAAGGUUUCUCAAUGGGCAAAGCUCAAGGUUACCCUCAGUCAAGAGGUUACCGAGUGGUGGGCAGAUUUGGCAGAGAAUCCUCGAAACUGUCUGGUUCCUCUUGCCAAAGCUCACCUCAAGGGGUUAUACAAUGCGAUCAACACUAAGGAGGCAGUUAAAAGGUUCAACAGAGUGAGAGAUGCACUGCAGCUUAGCAACAUGAACGAUCGACUUGUGGAACAAGCCAACAAGAACUUUGGAGAUGAGGUUGGAGAUACCUCAAAGCCUCUGUCUCCAGCACAGGCUUCCCUAGCCUUGGAGGACCUUUUUGAAGACAUUGAGAUGGGAGCAUCCGGCUAUCGUGCUGUUUCUACACUACUUCUCAACUUCAAGCACUACGGACCAGCUGAAGAGACUUGUCUCAAGGCUAUCGAGAAAGCAGAGGAUCCCUUGGAAAAGGUCAACUCUUAUGCAGCCAUGGGACGUAUCCUCAUUAAAGGAAACCCCGAAAAAGCCUACGAGUAUGCCAAGCUCUGCAUCGAAAAUCUUGAUCCCUCGAUGCCUCCUUGGGUCCAACGAUCGUCCAACGUCACCAAGGCAAGAAUUGAAGUCAAGCUGGAAAAGUUUGAGGCCGCUGCUGAGACUUAUACUCAAGCCAAGUUGGUUGAUCCUAACGGCUUGACCAUUGGAGACGUCCUCGAUGAAGAAAUUGCCAUCUUUUCCAACAACGAAGAAAGGAAAGGCUUCAUGGAUAUUCUCAAGAAAUGGAGCCCCUUGGAGAGAUUGACAUGGAUGGCCUGGCAACACGAAACCGAGGGCCCUGAUCGACACCGCGUUAUUCGAGAUGCUGCCAUCAAGGCUGGCGAAACGGAUUUCCUCAUUCAAAUGUAUGAGGAGUCGAUCAAGUACCUUGACAACGUCAAUGCAGCGGCACCUCUACGCUGUGACCUCGCAAUCGCUCAUCUAGAAGUUCAUGAUGAUCCUGCAACGGCUAGAAAGGUGCUGGACGAAGUCCUCGACAGUGGAUCUACAGGCUGGCCAUAUGCCGUAACAGAUGAACUCCCAGAGUACACUCUUGAGCAAGCUAUCGGUCAUCAGUCAGAGAUGAUCUACCGUCUGUUCCGACAGUCUCGCGAUCCAGAGGUCAAGAGGGAUCUCCUCGAGUCUCUUGAAGGCCUCCUGACGAGGCCCCUUCCUCUAGAUGUCCCUCCCAACUCUGACACCUAUUUGUUCCUGCGUAAUGUUACAAUGGCACGGAUGUAUCUCAAGAUGGGACCUGCUAGGGAGGCUCACAAGAGCCUUCAGGGGGUUAUCGACACCUGCAUCGAUGCUCUGAGCGACAAAGUGGGAUGGAAUGAUUCGGCUAACCUAAUCUUUCUUGCUACAGCCUUGUCCAUCAUGGCUGGAGCUGUCAAGAAUGGGGACAAACUCAUCAGAAUGGCCCGAAUUCUUGUCUCGGCUAGAUUCAGUAGUCUGACCCCUGACGCAGAGGACGAAAGUGAGAGUGAAUCUGGAGAUGAAUCCGAGAGUGAGUCUGAAUCUGAUGGCAAUGGAGAGCCUGCGGAAGACUCGGAUGAAGAGGAACUGGAGCUGCCUACUAACGAAGGAGAUCUCCUUGGAGAUUUUGGUGUCCAAAUUUGUGACGGACCGUGUAUCCCCAACAAGCACUUUUACUGGUGGGGAGAUAGGUCUGCAUAUCAGUGCUUGAUCUGUUUUGAAGGAUUUCUCUGUGAGGAAUGCUAUGAGAAGAGACAGGCUGCAAACAAGGGGGAACCCCUGAAAUGUCGUCACUUUUGUGGACAGGACCAUGAGUACAUCAAGGUGCCCAUUGAAGGAUGGAAGGGUGUCAAGGAUGGCAAAGUAAUGAUUGAGGGAGAGGAGCCAGUUGAGUUUCAAGAGUUGUUGCGGCAGAUUCGAGAUGAUCUGUGCAAGGAGGCAUGGGACUCAUUCUGGUACGGCUAG